AUGGCUGCAUCAGAGGCAAUGCGGGAAAAGGCUACAUCCCAACUGUCUGCACUGCUGCAGAAGAUGGAAGAGUUCAGAAGUGAACCCGUUAGUGCCAUGACGUUUGCCAGGGGAAUAGUGGACAAGAUGUGCUCCACUUGUAGGGAUAAAGAAGCUUUUCGUGACCAACUGAUGGGUCUACUAGCCAACUUAAAGGGUUUGGACGGCGAGUUGUUGAGUUUAGGACCAGACACUAUCGCCACUAUGAAGCCAAAGGAGAUGCUCUCAGUGGAGGAACGCCGCAAAAGGGACCGAUUCCUAAGGAAACGGAUUCGUGAGCACAUGCUGCAUGAUUCCACUAAGAUGCUUUGCUCGACCUGCAAACUCGUAAGGCGCGAUCGACUUAACGUCAACCAGUUAGCACUUGAUUCGGAGGAGAAUGGAACUCACUUUGAAUACAACUUUGAUAACCAGUGUCAAUGUAGUAGCCGUAGUGGUAGCGAGGCGGCAUCUAGUACAUCAUCAUCAUCUUCUUCGUCGGAUUAUGGAGGCGGCGAGGGAAGCAGUGAAAAAUCGUUGAAGGGUUGA
This is a messenger RNA of Trypanosoma brucei brucei TREU927, 567 nucleotides long. RefSeq lists its product as hypothetical. Gene Ontology annotation, biological process: DNA-templated transcription. The record is from RefSeq and is a predicted model, not a curated record. NCBI's taxonomy places the organism in Eukaryota, Euglenozoa, Kinetoplastea, Trypanosomatida, Trypanosomatidae. The transcript has a single exon. Bases 1 to 567 code for a protein of 188 amino acids.